GGAACUUUGGUGCUGCCGGACGCACAGCUUGCGGACGCGGGCGCGCAAGGCGGCAGGAGUUGUUUCCGGUCGGGUCGGUGGUCUGGGUUGAGUUGCCGCGGCGGAGGAAGGAAGAUGGAGACGAUUCUGGAGCAGCAGCGACGCUAUCAUGAGGAGAAGGAACGGCUCAUGGACGUCAUGGCUAAGGAGAUGCUCACUAAGAAGUCCACCCUCCGGGACCAGAUCAAUUCUGACCACCGCACACGGGCCAUGCAAGAUAUCUGUGUGCCAAUGUCAGUGGAAUUUGAGGAGCUCCUGAAGGCUCGAGAGAAUCCAAGUGAAGAGGCCCAGAAUUUAGUGGAGUUCACGGAUGAAGAGGGCUAUGGUCGUUACCUCGAUCUCCAUGACUGUUACCUCAAAUACAUUAACCUGAAGGCCUCUGAGAAGCUGGAUUAUAUCACGUACCUGUCCAUCUUUGACCAGUUGUUUGACAUUCCUAAAGAAAGGAAGAAUGCAGAGUACAAGAGGUACUUGGAGAUGCUGCUUGAGUACCUUCAGGAUUACACAGAUAGAGUGAAGCCCCUCCAAGACCAGAAUGAACUUUUUGGGAAGAUUCAGAAUGAGUUUGAGAAGAAGUGGGAAAACGGUACCUUUCCUGGAUGGCCGAAAGAGACAAGCAGUGCCCUGACCCAUGCCGGAGCCCAUCUUGACCUCUCUGCUUUCUCCUCCUGGGAGGAGUUGGCCUCCCUUGGUCUGGACAGAUUGAAAUCUGCGCUUUUAGCUUUAGGCCUGAAGUGUGGUGGGACCCUGGAAGAGCGAGCCCAGAGGCUAUUCAGCACCAAAGGAAAGUCCCUAGAGUCACUUGACACCUCCCUAUUUGCCAAAAACCCCAAGUCAAAGGGCACCAAGCGAGACACAGAGAGGAACAAAGACAUUGCUUUCCUGGAAGCCCAGAUCUACGAAUAUGUAGAGAUUCUUGGGGAACAGCGACAUCUCACCCAUGAAAAUGUACAGCGCAAACAGGCAAGGACAGGAGAAGAGCGAGAAGAGGAGGAGGAAGAGCAGAUCAGCGAGAGCGAAAGUGAAGAUGAAGAGAACGAGAUCAUUUACAACCCCAAAAACCUGCCCCUUGGCUGGGAUGGCAAGCCCAUUCCUUACUGGCUGUAUAAGCUCCAUGGCCUAAAUAUCAACUAUAACUGUGAGAUUUGCGGCAACUACACCUACCGCGGCCCCAAGGCCUUCCAGCGGCACUUUGCUGAAUGGCGUCAUGCUCAUGGCAUGAGGUGUUUGGGCAUCCCAAACACUGCCCACUUUGCUAAUGUGACACAGAUUGAAGAUGCCGUCUCCUUGUGGGCCAAGCUGAAACUGCAGAAGGCGUCAGAACGAUGGCAGCCUGACACUGAGGAAGAGUAUGAAGACUCCAGUGGGAAUGUUGUGAAUAAGAAGACUUACGAGGAUCUGAAAAGACAAGGACUGCUCUAGUGUUCAGGGACGUCUCAGCUUUUGGGCUUGCCCAGGCUUCCCUAAGAUCUGCUUUUUCUAUUUCCCAACCAGAUGCUCCUAAAGACUCUUUGCUACUUAGUCUUAUGGACUAGCGUGCAUCUUGUAGAAACAAGGCAUGCUGGCAGAUUGCAGGGUUGAGAUGUGUUUUAUCUUUGUUUUAUAUUAAAAACGAUUCUGUUGGAAAAUAAGA
Vicugna pacos (alpaca) is the source of this 1672-nucleotide messenger RNA. The record is from RefSeq and is a predicted model, not a curated record. NCBI's taxonomy places the organism in Eukaryota, Metazoa, Chordata, Mammalia, Artiodactyla, Camelidae.